UUUUUUUUUUUCAAUUUUCUUUUUUUUCUUUUUUUUUUCUUUACUUUCCCUUUUUCUCUCAACUGACACACUCACUUUUUUUUAUUAUCUACAUAUCAUCUUUUUUAGAACAAAAAUAAUAAACAAUGGCUAUGAAACGUAUUACGAAGGAAUUGAAAGAUCUCGAACGUGAUCCUCCUUCAUCUUGCUCUGCUGGUCCUAUUGGUGAUGAUAUGUUCCAUUGGCAAGCUACUAUUAUUGGUCCUGAAGAUAGUCCUUAUCAAGGUGGUGUGUUCUUUUUAUCCAUUCACUUCCCUACUGAUUAUCCUUUCAAGCCUCCUAAGAUUAACUUUACUACCAAGAUUUACCAUCCCAAUAUCAAUAGCAACGGCAGCAUUUGUCUCGAUAUCUUGAAAGAUCAAUGGUCUCCAGCUCUUACUAUUUCCAAGGUUCUAUUGUCUGUUUGUUCUCUACUCACUGAUCCUAACCCUGAUGACCCACUCGUACCUGAACUCGCUCAUAUUUACAAGACCGACCGUGCUCGUUAUGAAUCUACUGCUAGGGAUUGGACUAGAAAAUAUGCCAUGUAGUCGGAUAGUUUUAGUUUAGUGGAUAGUAUUUGGAUGUAGCAAAGUUGAUUUUUUUAUGCCAUAUUUGACAAAAAAAAAAUAUAUACAAUUUACAAAAAACAAAUAAAAAAGCUCAAAAGAAAUUGUCCAUCCAAU
Halteromyces radiatus is the source of this 704-nucleotide messenger RNA. RefSeq names its product ubiquitin-conjugating enzyme E2-16 kDa. Lineage: Eukaryota; Fungi; Mucoromycota; Mucoromycetes; Mucorales; Cunninghamellaceae. Gene Ontology annotation, biological process: protein polyubiquitination. The record is from RefSeq and is a predicted model, not a curated record. The coding region runs from base 126 to 569 and encodes 147 amino acids. Gene Ontology annotation, molecular function: ubiquitin conjugating enzyme activity. Gene Ontology annotation, cellular component: nucleus. The transcript has 7 exons.